GGCAUCUCAAACUUGGGGAUAUGUAUAUGAUAGAUCCUCCAAACAUGGUUAAAGAGCAUUUGCAAACAUUAGUUUGUGCAAUGCCAAUUCAUUUCAGGAAAAAAGAAGUGUAUUAUUGUAGAUUUCCAAGCAUAAGAAAACUGGAAGUUGUGUAUAAAGAUGUCUUAGUUCCGGGUUGCAGCGUUGGGCGAUGUUGCAGAAGUCCUAUCAUCAUUUUGGAGAAUUUUGAGGAUUUAUUGAGGUUGAAGACUCUAACGGUUAUGGUUCCAGUUGGUAGUAUAACCCUUUUAGAGCGGGUUGGUUUUCCUGCAAAUUUGAAGAAGUUGAGCUUGAGUGGGACUAAUUUUCCAGUGAAGGUUUUAAUGGUAAUUGGGCAAUUACCGAAGCUUAAAGUGCUGAAACUAAAGAAUGCUUUCUAUGGCAGAGUGUGGGAAGUGGUUGAAGGAGGAUUUCCUGAAUUAGAAGAAUUGGAGGUUGAAGCCAGAAGUCUUGAGCAAUGGGUGGUCAAUACUAAUAAUUAUUUCCCAAAGCUCCUCUACAUAUUCUUAAAACGUUGUUAUUUUCUAGUAGAGAUCCCUUCUAUAAUUGCAAAAAAGCCCGGGUUGCGGUUAAUUGAGUUGAAGCAAUGUCCUCCUUCUGUUGCCGCUUCUGCCAAGAUGUAUCAAGAAGAAAUGGGGCACAUAUUUCUCGUUACUGUUGACGGCAAGAAUUUUGCAGGAUAUCAAAUAACAGAAAAAUUAAAAGGAGAAGAAGAAGAAGAAGAAGAGGCUGUGCAAGGCAGCAGUGAUGCAAGAGGCCUCGCCGGAAAGGAAGCAGCCGACUGAAUCAGAGCCUGCCAAGGGAAAAUGUCCAGAACCUAUUCCACAGCCGUAUCUUGAGCACAUGGAAGCGAAUGGAACUAUCGGUGGAGGAGAAGGAUACUAAUGAGAUGAAGGCGCAAACUCAUAAGGAGAUCGGAAAGGUUUACACUUGCAAAAGCCAUGGUACGGGAUGAUGAGGAUAUUUCAUUCUUUACUGGACUGCUGUGUACUUGGAAAUGGGAAAGGUAUACACUUCAAUUUGUAAUUUCUGGUGUUUUUAGAAGAAAUUUGCGUUGAUUCAUUAAAUGUGAAAAAUGUAUAUAAAAUCUAAUUGUUUAUAACAGACCUUUAAAAUUUUAAAUACAUUAGUUUUUUAAGAUUAUGAAAACAGUAAUUCAUUUAUGGGGAAAAAACAAAGAAAAAGGAAUACAUAGUUGAAUGUUACCUUUUCUACAAGAAUGGUACUCUU
Molecule: messenger RNA, 1269 nt
Organism: Ipomoea nil (Japanese morning glory)
Lineage: Eukaryota; Viridiplantae; Streptophyta; Magnoliopsida; Solanales; Convolvulaceae
Exons: 3
Coding region: 21-824 (267 amino acids)
Biological process (GO): protein folding
Molecular function (GO): alpha-tubulin binding
Source: RefSeq, a predicted model, not a curated record